Dovyalis caffra is the source of this 237-nucleotide messenger RNA. The record is from the annotation of a GenBank genome assembly. Lineage: Eukaryota; Viridiplantae; Streptophyta; Magnoliopsida; Malpighiales; Salicaceae.
AUGACCUUUAAUUACCUAAUAAGGUGCUCCCAGUCCCAGAAUGAGAUUUGGGGAGGACAAUUGGCUCUUCAAUCUCGAGACAAAUCCAGAAGUCCUUUCACUCACAUAACAUUUGGAACCAUGAGGCAAGCUUUGAUUUUAGCAUACGUUAUGAUGACUUGGCAGGACGAAGUAGAUCUCCUUCUAUCUGGCAGGCAGAGCUUGGCUGGAAAAUUCACUUGGUCUGAGUGCCUCUAG